Molecule: messenger RNA, 1014 nt
Organism: Cotesia glomerata
Lineage: Eukaryota; Metazoa; Arthropoda; Insecta; Hymenoptera; Braconidae
Exons: 1
Coding region: 1-1014 (337 amino acids)
Source: RefSeq, a predicted model, not a curated record
AUGAUUCACGGUCCAUGUGGUUCUUUUAAUAGAAAUUCUCUCUGUAUGGUGGAUAGUACAUGUAAGAAAAAAUAUCCAAAACAUUUUUUAAAGGAAACCCAAACAGGAGAAGAUGGAUAUCCUAAAUAUCGUCGGCGAUCCCCUGAAGAUGGUGGAGUAACAACAAUAAUAAAUGGAAUUAAUAUAGAUAAUCGAUGGGUGGUAACGUAUAACCCUGUCCUGUGUCGUACAUUCAAAGCUCAUAUAAAUGUUGAAGUUUGCAAAUCAGUGAAAUCAAUUAAAUAUAUUUGUAAGUAUAUGAAUAAGGGAUCUGAUCAAGCAUCAUUCACUGUUGGAGAUCUUGAUGAAGUGACAAAGUAUGAAGUAGGACGAUACAUUAGUACUUCUGAGGCAGUUUGGCGAAUUCUGAGUUUUCCUAUCCACGAGAGAUUCCCUCCAGUUAUGCAUCUUGCUGUACAUUUAGAAAAUGGUCAACGAGUGUUUUUGAAUGAAAAAAAUAUACUCAAUCAGAUCAACAAUUUCAAAACAACACUUAUGGCUUUUUUUGAACGCUGUAAAGUAGACAAUUUUGCGCAAAAAUUAUUAUAUUGUGAAGUUCCAGCUUAUUAUGUCUGGAGAAAACAUCAGUUUCACAGAAGUAAACAAGGAAAAAUUGUGCCAGGUUAUUUAGGUAUAAAAAAAGAUCAUGUUUUGGGCAGAGUGUAUACUGUCCAUCCUACCAAUACUGAAUGUUAUUACCUCCGUCAUCUUUUGCAUGAAGUUCGCGGUCCAGAGUCAUUUACGGCUUUAAGAACUAUAAAAGAUGUAAUCUAUCCUACAUUUCAAGAAGCUUGCAGAGUAAUGGGAUUGCUCGAAGACGAUGCUCAUUGGGAUAAAACUUUAGCAGAAGUCUCAAUUUCUGAUUCAUCUUACAAAAUACGUGAAUUGUUUGCUGUAAUGUUAGUUUUCUGCCAAGUUAGAGAUCCGAUUAAAUUAUGGGAUAAAUAUCGAGAUAAUUUCACGGACGACAUUUAA